AUGGCCACAGAUGGCCAAAAUGAAAGCUACCGUUUGGAACCUUUUGACGAUGCGUUUCAAAAAGUCAAAGCUCAGGUCACCACCGACUUGUCGACCUGCGCAGUAAUGUUGCAGCGCUUACUUAUGGCAGUUGACCUGUUUCCGCUCGGUACGUAUAAAAUCACUCGGGGGACGCUUACGAACAGUGCAAACGUCCGCGGACGCAACUUGCUCGAAUGCGCUGUUUUGGCAGGCGGACUCUCCAAGGGUCAUUAUGCCGAACAAGCCAUUCGUCGCUACUGGUUGCUGUGGAUGCCCAUGUUGCACAAGCAACAAAACCUGUCGGCGCGUUCUGCCGAAGGGCUAGUCCCUCCUCUAGACGUACAGUGGGCCUGGCUAGUCCACCGGCUUAAUCCCACCAAGUACCUGGCGGACUGCACCGCCCGCUUCGGAGCGCCAGUUCACCCAGCAAAUGUACGACAGGCUCUGGGGUUUAGCAGCAACACUAACAGCAGCCAGGCACUGCCAAACCCGCAAGCGCCGCCGGGUGGUCCGCAGAGCCCGUCAUCUGGGUAUCACGGCGGAGUAUCUGUGCUGACUAGGCAGGUGUGGGAAGCCGAUUACCCCACGGGUCCCGGGCAGCCGCCCGAACAUGUGUUUUGGCCUCCAGCGCCGGCCCCAGCAACAGUCUACUGCUCCAGAGUGCACGCGAAGCAGCAAGGGUGCCCCAAGCCGCAUCUUUGCCCACAUCCACAGUCCUGCCAUCACGUUCAUUUGCAUCCGAAGCUACGGUCAGCAGAUUUGGCAGCAAAAGGCUGCUACGGAAACGGCAGUGGCGGCGGUGACGGUGGCGCGCCAGCGGCAGCGGCUGCUGCUGCUGCUGCAGGCAGCUUUGCGUCUGUGCGGGGCUAUGUGGUGGAGUCUAUGCUUCGACAGGGCAGGUUCCUACAUCAGACGCUGCGCUACUUCUACCAAGAUCCCGACUUUCUGGAGGCUGGUCGGAUCCGUUACUUUCGCUUCCUGGCGCUGGCCCGUACCCAGAGCCCCGGCGCAUCGCCCCUAAAUCCAAUGUACGACCAAGAUCUGAUGUGGCAUUCUCACAUGGCGCUGAGCGGAUCCUACGUGGCGGACUGCGAGGUGAUCAUGCCGUACGGUCGCCGGCCGCUGCGUCACGACGAUACUCUGGACGGGACGGUUUUAGUUGACUCCUUCAAGUUCACUUUGGAGCGCUACGAGAGUCUGACGGGCCUUAUGGUGAACCCCUCCCCUACAAGAAAACUGCCCACGUUUAUGGCCCAGCCGCUGGUGGCGCACCUAUGGCCGCUGGCGGCGGCACUGAGCGACCCACGGGUCGCUGAGCUCCCGCCGCCACGCAAGCUCGCAGCGGAGCUGCGCGCCGGCGGUAUGCUACAACCUCGCCCCCCCCACCUUGAGGCCCCACAGUCCCCCCCGCCGGCAAUGGGCAGUCCCGACCACUUGUGUCGUAACGGUACCUUCGCCAUGUUUGGGUUGUGGAGCCUGGCGGACCGGCUGGGGCUGGGACUGGGAGGCAGCGGAGGCGCGGAGGGAAAGGGGGAGGGAAAGGAAGGGGGGGAGAAGGGCAGGAAGGAGGGUGUCACGGCAACGACUGCGCCUGUGGAGAUGAAGGCGAAGGAGGAGGAGCCCGUGGGCAGCUCACAAACCAAAUCGUCAAUUCAGCACCAGCACCAGCAGCUGAACCAGCAGGAUGCAGCCCAUGUGCUGGGUAGCACCUCCGCGAACGGUGUUGGUGGAGGAGGAGGAGGAGGCGGGGGGCUGCUGGGGUCGUGCUUUAAGAGCAGUACGUUAGCCGAGGCUGGGGCGGCUGGUGGUGGUGGCGGUGGUGGUGGCGCUCCGAGGACUUUCAGUGAUGGGGAGCUGGAGGCGGCGGUCAGGUUCAUGACCCGGAGACUGCUGCAGCUGGCCGACCUGACCGACCCCACCUCCCCUCUGGCCAGUCACCAGCACCCGUUCUUGGACGUCCUAGCGCCCCUGCCCGGGCCCCCAGCCACCAGGGGCAGCUCACCAGGGGACCCCGCCGCCGCCGCGGCCGCCGCCUCCCCCUCAACCUUCCCGUCGUCCUCCCCAAGCUUCCCCGUGCUCCAACAGCCCCUGCACAACCAACAACCGCAACCCGCACCCACCUCAACCACAACUACAACCACCACGACGGUAACCGCCAACUGCUCCACCCCAGUGUCAACAACAACAUCGACGGUGACGACGACAAGUAGGCAAGGUCGAUCAGAGGAACCUGGUGGUAGUGACAUCUGCCGUACUAAGACGGACGGUAGCGGCGGCGGCGGCGGUGGCGGCCUCCGCCGGCGGCGGCACCCCAGCCCCGCGCCGCGUAUCGAUGUGCCGUGUGGCGACCUGGCUCCCAGUCUGCGCGGGGCUCAGUGGGUCUACCUGGCGCCGCACCAGUAUGCGCCGCGGGGUAGGACACGGGUGUGGGUGUGGGUGUGGGUGUUAGGGCGGGAGGGGCCCCGGCGUGGGGCGCUUGGUGGCGUCGCACCUUGCGGCUGCCGCGUUCUGGUGUAUACGACGCCGACAGGGAAGAUGAUGACGAUUACCACGCCUUGCGGUUGCACGGCAACACCCUGGGCAGUGUUGUGUUUUCGUCGCGGUGGCCGCUUCUCAUGGCGAAAUGUUACCAGCAAAUCUAUGAAGACAUGCGACGACGACGACGACGACGACCAGCUGCCCAUAGACAUACGUGAUGUACUACGUGUACGGCAUUACUUAUCGUGGACAGGUUGGGCAGGUGUUGACACUCUCCACACUGCCACGUGGUUUCUCUUAGCCACACGGGGCAUAGGGCGCCGUGAAGUGGAUGAUGGUGCCGAUGAUGUCUGGGUUACACCUUUGGUACAGGCUCCCUUGGAGAUGCACUCGUCCAGAAUGUCCUGCAGAUGUACGACAGCACUUUUGUUUGGCAAACGAGUCGGCAUCAUCAUCAAAUUCGGCUUAGGUCACCAGCCAUUCCAUAUCCGGAGUACUUCUCCCAUCGUUCUUACGAACCGAAAACGGCAAAUCCAACGAACUUAUCGAGACCAGGUGGCUAGUCCCCGCCGUGUAAAGUCAUCAGUACAGGACAAUACAUGUGGGAUGCGCCCCGAGGGCCUCCACACGAACAAUAACAUCCGCCACUGA
Messenger RNA from Volvox carteri f. nagariensis, 3150 nucleotides. RefSeq lists its product as uncharacterized. The record is from RefSeq and is a predicted model, not a curated record. Lineage: Eukaryota; Viridiplantae; Chlorophyta; Chlorophyceae; Chlamydomonadales; Volvocaceae. The transcript is spliced from 11 exons. Bases 1 to 3150 code for a protein of 1049 amino acids.